This is a messenger RNA of Histoplasma mississippiense, 1515 nucleotides long. RefSeq lists its product as hypothetical. Gene Ontology annotation, molecular function: protein binding; mRNA binding; translation repressor activity. The record is from RefSeq and is a predicted model, not a curated record. Gene Ontology annotation, cellular component: P-body. NCBI's taxonomy places the organism in Eukaryota, Fungi, Ascomycota, Eurotiomycetes, Onygenales, Ajellomycetaceae. The transcript is spliced from 4 exons. Bases 1 to 1515 code for a protein of 504 amino acids. Gene Ontology annotation, biological process: nuclear-transcribed mRNA poly(A) tail shortening; regulation of mRNA stability.
AUGGCUAGCCACGUUAUUGGAAACAGAAACAGUACACCAGAAGCAUCAAAAUCUUCGCUUCGACCCCCAUCUUCCCGCGCCCUUGGUGGUGGCUCUCAUCAGCUGCGUGCGUCCGCCGACAUGUCUUCUUUUGCCUCUCCUCUUUCUACCCGAAGCAUUCGGCCCUCCUCCGAAGUCUUCUAUAACCAACAAUCGCAACCUCAGAAUACUGAUGACAUCGACAAGGCUGCUCAGCAGUGGAUUGCAGAUAUUGAUCAGUAUGAGACAACUCUGGAGGAGAUGGCAGCUGCCACCUUGGAUCAAGAUUUCAAAGAUGAGCUAAGUGCUAUUGAGCAGUGGUUUCGAGUUCUUAGUGAGGCUGAGAGAACCGCUGCUCUUUAUGCUCUUCUUCAACAAACGACUCAAGUACAGAUCCGCUUUUUUAUCCAGGUUCUUCAGCAAAUGUCAAAGAGCCAUCCAAUGUCUAGUGUUCUCUCUCCCGCCAAUUUCGGCGAAAAAGAUCCCAUGAACAGCCGUCUCACUGAUGCAAUGUCCAAAUUGAACGUUGAAGGUUCUCGCAAUUCUUUUGGUCGCCCGCCUCUUUCUCCUGGGAACAAACGUAACUCAGGGCUAGAUUCAUCCACAAUCAACGCCAUGUUCCCAGAUGCUGCUGCAGCUAUUGCGAAACAGAGGGCUGAGUUUACCCAACAGACUGGUGCUGCUCCUACUGCAACUCGAAAUAGUGCUGCGUUCGGGGAACGCUCUUCCUUGAAUGCACCAACAAUCUCGGCUCCAGAUAGUGCUAUGAAGCUGGCUGCCUUGUCCACCGUAAAUAACCGGAUUGCAUUGGACGAUGCACGGAAGUAUCGCCGUGCUCGGUCUAAUGAUGGACAGGGAAAAAACUUGAACAUUAACCAACAACCGCUCUCCCCUGGAAUUCCUAAAAACAACCUUCCGGCAACGAAUUUGAUCAUGGUUAAUGAUGUUGGCCAAAUAUUGAAUGCCCAGCAAAUUGCUGCUUUGCAAGCCCAGCAACAGGCUGCCAUGAGUGGUCGCCGAUCUCGCCCCAAUUCCCCAGGAAUUGCGAUGCAGGGAGGCGGCAUGGGGCACAUGAAUUUCGCCUCCCCCCAGAACAACGGAUUUCUGGCUGCGUACGAUACGAAUGCGUUGUUAAAUAAUGGGUUUGGUGGGCUCAAUGUGGCCCAAUUUAGUGGUAAUCACGAGGGUUAUCUCUCUGACCAUUCCGAGAUUGCACGCGGCCGGUCUCCACGUGGAAGACGAGGCAGCUCAAAGCCGCCAGAGGAUCCAACUGAUCCUCAUCUCCUUCAGGAUAUUCCCAGCUGGCUCAGGUCCCUUCGACUUCACAAGUAUACAGAAAACCUCAAAGAUCUCAAGUGGACCGAGUUGAUCGAAUUAAAUGAUAAAGGACUAGAGGAACGUGGAGUUAAUGCUCUUGGGGCGAGAAACAAAAUGCUUAAGGUAUUCGAACAAGUCAAAGAAGCAAGGGCAGAGGGCAAACUCAAUGCUGCUCUUUGA